GCGAGGUGAGAACGUAAACAACUGCAAGCGUUGUGGACAAGCUAGAAGCACGACAGGUGCUGAUAAAUAUGGAUUGACAGAGGAAAAAGACGUAAUUGUCUCAUGAUUUGGACUCCUGUUCUAAUAUUGUGAACAGGUUGUCUUAAGAAAACAACAUGAAUGAGGAUAAGGAAGAGAAUGCUUCAAAUGCUUCUUUGGGGACCUCGGGUAAAGGUAAAGAUCGUCCUCCUAGGAAUAGGUUCAAGGAAUCUAUAGAAAAUCUCCUGCGAUCAUCCGAUGCUCGUCUUCAGAAAAAUGCACAAAGCGAAAGAGAUCCGGGGCUGCCCCCCAGGAGAAGUAAAACUAAUUUAUUACCACGUUUUGAUAUGGCUGAUGAGAAAGAAGAUAACACAGCAAGUAAUUCAGUGGCAGAUCAAUCGGAAGCAAGUGAAACAACCAGCAGGACUGAUGUAAACUCUCAGAAAAAUCUGUCAAAUAUAGGGGUACCUUUGUCAAAGCAGCCAAGGCUAGAAAUGGGGAAAACAGGUUCACCAUCAGAAAAUAGUGAUUUAACUCCAAGAAGGAAUGAAAGAAUUUAUGGUACAGCUGGAAGUCUAAGAAGUACUCCAAGCAACAUGUUGGAUGAGGACCUUACUUCUGAAAGGAGUUUUGGCAGCAGCAGAGCAUACACACCAAGAAAAAGACUCAAUUCCAUUCUGGGUGGAAAUGUGAGCCCAGAACUCCGCUCUUAUAUUAUAGAAAAGGAAGUAGUAGAAAGUCAACACAGAAAGUUACAAGUUGAAGUUACCAGUUUGCAGACUGAAAACAAGCUGCUGAAAGAAAAAUAUAAUAGAGCUACAGCACAAAUAGUGAAUCUGGAAAGACAGCUUGCUGAUGCCCAGCACAGAGUGGAGCAAACAGAAGAUGACUUGAGUGCUGAAAUGUCCUCUAUAAGAAAAAAGUCCAGAACUGAAGCAGACUCUGAAAAGCAAGACCUGCUGAAGCAAAUUGCCAAUCUUACAAAGGAAAAUGAAAUUCUCACAGCUGAGAAUUCUUCUCUUGAAAAACAACUGGAUGCUGCAAGGAGAACCUCUGAUAUAGUUAGGCAAGCUUCUGAUAAGUCCAAGAUUGUGGCUGCAUACAAGGCAGAGUCUGCUUCUUUACGGGAGGAACUUGGUAAAGUCAAAUCAUUGCUUAGUCAGAGUGAUAAACAAAGGAGAGAUGAUGAGGAAAAAAGGAAAGAAAGUCUGCAGCAAAUUGCCAAGCUGACUGAAAUGAACAACUUACUUAAGCAGCAGUUAGAAUUGGGCGGCAGUGCCUUGGUGGCAGAAAAACAGGUAAAGUCUCUAGAUGUGCGUCUCAAAGUAACAGAAGAACGUCUGCAACAAGAGAGGGCAGACCGUUCGGUUAAGCUGUCUGAGGUGGAAGAUAAACUCCUCAAGGAAAAUGCUAAGUUCCAGGUUGCUGCAAAGGAGGCUAAGAGGCAGUUACAUAGAGAAAAAGAGAAAGUCAAACAUUUAGAACAAAAACUGUCUUCUCUGAAAGAUCAGUUAAAACAGUAUGGGUCUGGUGACGAGUAUGGUUCACCAUCAAGAACAAGUCCUAGCAAAAAAGAUGAAAGUAUUCCGUAUUAUGACCAGUCACCUGAAGUGGAACACCAGAAGGACCUUUCUGUUGAAAAGAAACUCUAUGAGGACAAGUUCAAGAGACUGACUGAAGAGUUGGAUGAUAAAACCAAAGAAAUGCAGGAGCUGGAAAUGACUUUAAAGCUUCAGAUCAACAGUUUGGUAAAAGAAAAACACGAAACUAUCACAAAAGUAAGACACCUGGAGGACCAAGUAGCUGGCCUGCAAGCUGAAAAUACUUCUCUAAAGGCUGGUCUGGACAGUGGCGUCUCAAUGGCUGCCAGUGCUGACAGUGUGGGGUCAGUGCACUAUGAAGUUCAAAUAGAAACGUUAAAAGGUGAAAUCAAAAUCCUAGAAGGGAAGAUAGCACAACAGCAGCGGAACAUUAAGCUUUUGGAGGCUGAAAAAGAAACCAUCGUCACACAGUUAGACACCAAAGAGCAUUCUCUAGAGGAAGCACUGCGAGAGCUUGAGAAUUAUGGUGUACAGCAAGAACAUGGGGAGUCAGACAGGAAGCAGCAAAAAAUUGAUAGGCUAACAGCUGAGAAUCACAGCAUCCAGUCUGAGCUGCGUGAGUGGCAGAUGAAGCACAGGCAUUUAACAGCAGAGAAGCAGCAGAUGCAGGACCAGAUGGACAAGUUGAAGAAAGAAUUAACUAGAUUGAAACAGAAUUGGGAGAACCAGACUGCAGAACAUGCAGAAUCUUUUAAACUUGAGCUCCAGAGUGAGAUACAUGAAAAAGAAAUGCAAAUCCUGAGCCUCAAGUCUCAGUUCAUGCAGAAUGAAGAUGAACUACAGAUGACCAGGCAGGAACUGAUCCUGGAGCAAGAAAAUUUGAUACAUCUGAAAAAGGAGGUGGAAAAUCUACAGUCCUUGCUACACCAGGAGAAAGAACAAAACAAACUGCUGCACGAUCAAGAAAGUGACUUACAGGCUGAGAUUAAAGCACUCAAAGAUAACUUAAAAUGGAGCAAUAAGGAAUUAAGUGAAAAGUCUAGAGAGGUGGUCACUGAAAUGGAGACACUUAAACAUUUGCUUGAAUCAAAGGAGGCCAGGAUUGAGAAACUUUCAGCUACAAUAAGCCAUCAAAAACAGGACUUGGGUUCCCUGAAUAGGCAGAUUGAGAGGCUGAAAGAAGAGAGUGCCAGCAAGACUGAGGAGAUUGAGAAACUUACAUUUGGGAUGGAACAGAAGGCCCUGGAAAUGUCAUCUGCAACUGAAGUGAGCCAGUAUCUCACCAAUGAGAGAACCAAAAUUCAGAUGGAAAAAUAUGAAGUGGAGAAGAAGCUUGCCAAACAAAUUGAGAUGCUUGAGGAAAAGAGACUAGAGAUAGGAGAACUAACGAGAAAGCUUGAAACAGAAGAAGACAGACACAGUAUGACUGAAGAGAUGCUCAAAGAGAAAGAGAAUCAUAUUGUGAGUUUGGAGACAGAUAUGCAUCGUCUGCGCAAGAAAGUAUCCCAGUUGGAAGAAGAAACCAGGCAGCUGCAGGAAGAAAGUAAAAAGUGGAAUACAAUUAGUUCUGGUUUGGAAAAAAGACUAACUGCUGCCAAAUUAGAGGUUGCUGAAGCAAAGAGUGCAUCCAAUCAGUUGGGACAAGAAUAUGGCAUGGCCUCCAAGCAACUUGAUUUAGUUAAACAGGAAUAUGAACUUGCAGUUGUAACCCUAGAAACAGAGAAAAGUGCUGCUGGAAAGCUCAGGGAACAGAUUAGGGCUGAUGAAAAUAAGAUCAGUAGAUUGGAAGAGGAGUUGAGGGUUUCACAUGAAAGAGUUGAUAAAUUAAAUGGUCAGUUGUCGGCUAGCCAGGACAUGGUAGAACAGUUGAAAGGAGACAAGCAAAGUUUAUAUUCAGAUUUGCAAGAACUGUGUCACAAAUUAUCAGAGAAAGAUGAAUUAAUUGGUCAGUUGCAAGAGAAGUGCUCUGAGACAGUUGAAACAGUACAUAAUGAAUAUGCAAUGGAGAAGGUGAAGAUAUCUAGGCAAAAGGAAUCUGUAGAAGAAGAACUAAAAAGAACAAAAAUGGAGCUGAAGGGGUUAAAGGAACAGCUCAAGCAGAAGGAUAUUCAGAUGAAUACGUAUGGUAGAACCCUACUAGACCUGGAGGGAGAAACUAAAGCCAGGCAACAGCUGGAAAACAGGGCAACGGCCAUGGAAAUGGAAGUUCAGGAAUUAAAGCAGCUGAACAGUGCUCUGAAAGCAGAGAAAGUGUCUCUAACAGAGAGCAAUAGACACUUGCAGGAAACUUCAGAAAGUGCAAAGGCUAAAAUAGCCAGAUUAAAGGAGACCAUUUCUGAAAUGCAAGAGAAGCAUCAAAAGCAGACAGAAAACCUUAGGCAGAGUAUGGCUGACAGAAAUGUCAAACAAGAAGCAGAAAUGUUGGACCGUAAUGAAAAAUACAUUAAGACAAAUGCUACUCUGAAGACCUUAGAAGUGUCCCUGACAGCAGCAAAUGAAACCAAGGAGCUCUAUCUUCACAAUAACAGACAAUUGGAAAAGACCAUAGACUCCUUAAAAACCCAGCUACAUGAAGAGAUCACCUUGAGAAAGUUGUCUGAGCAAAAGAUUGAUACUUAUAAAACGCAGCUUGAGGAGGUUAAGAAGAGGAAGGUUACAGAUGACCAGAUAACCAUUGACCUGCAGCAGAAGUUGAAUGAGACAGAAAGGGCAUUCAACAUAGAGCACGAGAAACUUCAAAAAUGUCGAGAUGAUCUCAGCAAUAUGGAGACCACUGCACAUGCUCAUGAAUCUAAAGCGCAGUCACUGCUUGACCAGUUUAACACAUUGCAGAUCAUUAAUUUCAGCAGUGACAAUUCCANGAAUAUGUAA
Lingula anatina is the source of this 4430-nucleotide messenger RNA. RefSeq lists its product as uncharacterized. NCBI's taxonomy places the organism in Eukaryota, Metazoa, Brachiopoda, Lingulata, Lingulida, Lingulidae. The record is from RefSeq and is a predicted model, not a curated record.